Molecule: messenger RNA, 744 nt
Organism: Neoarius graeffei (lesser salmon catfish)
Lineage: Eukaryota; Metazoa; Chordata; Actinopteri; Siluriformes; Ariidae
Gene: eif1
Product: eukaryotic translation initiation factor 1
Exons: 4
Coding region: 134-475 (113 amino acids)
Biological process (GO): translational initiation
Cellular component (GO): eukaryotic 43S preinitiation complex
Molecular function (GO): translation initiation factor activity; ribosomal small subunit binding; RNA binding
Source: RefSeq, a predicted model, not a curated record
UUUUGUUUUAGUUGCUGAAGAGCCACCGGUUGUGGAGCACGUAUACAAAGCGCGUUAAACAGGCACUAAACUCGCGUUAAAACUCCGGGCCGAGCCUCCCGUUAUCAUCCGAAAGGAAAAGGAACCGUGUCGUAUGUCCGCUAUCCAGAACCUCCAAACUUUUGACCCCUUUGCUGAUGCAACUAAGGGUGAUGAUCGGCUCCCAGCAGGGACUGAGGACUACAUCCACAUAAGAAUCCAGCAGAGGAACGGCAGGAAGACUCUGACCACAGUGCAGGGCAUUGCCGAUGACUAUGACAAGAAGAAGCUAGUCAAGGCCUUCAAGAAGAAAUUUGCAUGCAAUGGGACAGUGAUUGAACACCCUGAGUAUGGUGAAGUGAUCCAGCUGCAGGGAGACCAGCGCAAAAACAUCUGCCAAUUCCUCACAGAGAUUGAAUUGGCCAAAGAGGAACAGCUCAAAGUCCACGGUUUCUAGAACCAGUUUCUUGCCCUCCCCACCCCUCCCUUUCUCCCUGUCCCCUCCCUUUACUAAUUAACCCUUCCACCUCCCCUCUAACCAUCCUGUCCCCCGAAAGGUAUAAUGGAGAUGACUCUAGUUCCUGAUUGGAGAUGUUGCUCCAACAUGGCUUCCUCACAGCUCAGAUGGCUGAUGCCAAGCUGAUUUUCUUUCCUUUUUAGUUAAUUGUGCUUUUCAUCUUUGUUUUGUACAACAUGUUUCAAUAAAAAUCUUCAGAUGCGACAUCA